GCGAGAAGAAACUCGGUACCGUCAUCACUCCCGAUACGUGGAAAGAUGGUGCAAGAAACACUACAGAAAGUGGUGGCCGUAAGCUAAAUGAAAACAAGGCAUUGACCUCAAAAAAGGCAAGGUUUGAUCCUUACGGAAAGAACAAAUUUGCAAUAUGCCGGAUUUGUAAGAGUUCUGUUCAUCAGCCAGGGUCUCACUAUUGCCAAGGAUGUGCCUAUAAAAAAGGCAUCUGCUCAAUGUGUGGCAAGAAGGUCUUGGAUACGAAGAACUACAAGCAAACUUCUGUCUAA
This is a messenger RNA of Merops nubicus (carmine bee-eater), 290 nucleotides long. It is a transcript of the gene CRIPT, whose product is annotated as cysteine-rich PDZ-binding protein. Lineage: Eukaryota; Metazoa; Chordata; Aves; Coraciiformes; Meropidae. The record is from RefSeq and is a predicted model, not a curated record. Gene Ontology annotation, biological process: cytoplasmic microtubule organization. The annotation marks the transcript as partial. The transcript has 4 exons. Gene Ontology annotation, cellular component: dendrite. Gene Ontology annotation, molecular function: microtubule binding; PDZ domain binding.